This is a messenger RNA of Crotalus tigris (Tiger rattlesnake), 3761 nucleotides long. Its product is annotated as zinc finger protein 883-like. Lineage: Eukaryota; Metazoa; Chordata; Lepidosauria; Squamata; Viperidae. The record is from RefSeq and is a predicted model, not a curated record. The transcript has 6 exons. Bases 409 to 2937 code for a protein of 842 amino acids. Gene Ontology annotation, molecular function: DNA-binding transcription repressor activity, RNA polymerase II-specific. Gene Ontology annotation, biological process: negative regulation of transcription by RNA polymerase II; regulation of immune system process; regulation of cytokine production.
CCGUGUUGCCCGGAGAAAUCGUAGGAAGAGGCUGCUCUUUCUCCUCCCCCCUCCCUCCGCUGAGAGGCGGGGGCGGGGCGUGCAGGGGAGGCGCAAAAGCUGCCGGGAAUCCCUGCGGGGAGCCGGAGCCGGACGAGACUCUCGAUUUAUACGAGUAGCAGCUCUGCCCGUGCAAAGGGGUUCCGCGCUGGAGGCGAGUGUGGAGACGGGCCAAGUCUUCCCCCGAGAUGCAGAAACUAGAGGCAUCUCAACAACUUUCCUAACAACAAAAAGUUAACUCUUGGGCAAAGAGCUUGGAUAGUUGGUCAGUUCUGCAGCUACCGGAACAGUCCUAUGAAUUGAAAGGUGUUUGGAGAUCCACAAGAUUCCUUUGUCCUGUAUGGAACUUCCUUACAGGACAGACAAAGGAUGCAGAUACAACCAUUAGCAAGUGGGGGAACUGGAAAAGGCCCCUCUGCUGUUGAGUCUGGCAGCUAUGGGAAGAUCUGGGCAAAAACUGAGAAGAGGUUCCUGGAGGAGAAAACCAUCAUCCAUUCAGAGAUUGAGCCCUGCAACUUCAGAAACAUCCAAUAUGAGGAGAUUGAUGGUCCCCGAGGACUUUCCAGCCGACUCCAUAACUUUUAUAGUCAAUGGCUGAGACCAGAAAAGCACACCAAAGCCCAGAUGUUGGACCUAGUAGUUCUGGAGCAGCUGCUGGCCCUUCUGCCACCUCUGAUGGCAAAUUGGUUGCGGGAAUGUGGAGCAGAGACCAGCUCCCAAGCGGUGGCCCUGGCUGAAGGCUUCCUCAUGAGUCAGGCAGAGGAGCAGAAGGAGCAAGUUGAAUUUCAGUUUUUCCCUCUGCAGACCAGAGAUCCUAGGAGAAUCAGGAAUCCAUCAAAUUCUUCUCAGGAGCUGUUUUCAAGGAGGAUCUAUCAGGAAUCCGCAAGUCAGGACAUCUCAGAUGGUGGUUCUGAAAGAGUGGUUGAAGUUCCAACUCAAGAGGGUCUUGUGUCCUUUGAGGAGGUGGCUGUGUAUUUCUCUGAGGAGGAGUGGUCUCAGCUGUAUGCUGGCCAAAAAGCACUGCAUUGGGAAGUCAUGCUGGAAAAUCAUAGGAACGUGGCCUCUUUGGGUAAUAAUGGGAAGGAAAAUGAAAAUUCCGGAAAACUAUUCCAAGUGAUCAGAUGUGGAUACAAUACAAAGAACCCUACAAUUCUAAUGGAAGUAGAAAGCCAUGAGAGAAACCAGUCAAAUAAUUGGAAUCAGGAAAGUUCAUCUUCCAUUCAUGCACCAAUGAAAUCAUCUAUGGCUCAACAAGGAAAAACAAAGAACAAAUAUAUUGGAAAAUGUUUAAAACCAUUCAAAGACAAAUUUGAUGUAAAUGAACACAAUCAAACCCAAACCAAAGGAGAAGAUUAUAUAUCUAGAGACAAUGGAAAAAAUUACAAAUGGACCAUGUCUUCUACACAUAAAAAUGGGUCCCGUACAUCUGAAAAAAGAACCCAGGCAGAAGAGAAGCCCUAUAAGUGCAUGCAGUGUGGAAAGAGCUUUAUUAAGAACCAUCAACUUAUCUACCAUAAAAAGAUCCACAAAGCAGAGAAAACAUAUAAAUGCAAGGAGUGUGGGAAAAGCUUUACUAGUAACAGUCAUCUUACAUGUCAUCAAAUAAUCCAUACAGGGGAAAAGCCUUAUAAAUGCAUGGAGUGUGGAAACAGCUUUACAAACAAUAGAGAAUUUACUUCACAUAAAAGGAUUCACACAAGAGAGAAGCCCUACAAAUGCACAGAGUGUGGAAAGUGCUUGAGCUCACUCAAAAAUCUUUCUGUACAUGAAACGAUUCACACAGGGGAAAGGCCUUAUAAAUGCAUGGUGUGUGGAAAGACCUUUAUUCAUACAACUCAUCUUAGUUCACAUAGAAGGACCCACACAGGAGAGAAGCCCUAUAAAUGCAUGGUGUGUGGAAAGAGCUUUACUCAGAGCAGCAAUCUUACUUCUCAUGAAAGGAUCCACACAGGAGAGAAGCCCUAUAAAUGCAUGGCGUGUGGAAAGAGCUUCACCCGUAGUACUUAUCUUACUUUGCAUUAUCGAAUCCAUACAGGAGACAUGCCCUAUAAAUGCCUAAAGUGUGGAAAGAGCUUCACCUGUAGUACUUCUCUUACUUUGCAUUAUCGGCUCCAUACAGGUGAGAAGCCCUAUAAAUGUAUGGAGUGUGGAAAGAGGUUUCCCAAGAGCACUGAUCUUGUUUUCCAUAAAAGGAUCCAUGCAGGGGAAAAGCCAUAUACAUGCCUGGAGUGUGGAAAGAGCUUUGUUAAGAACUCUCAACUUAUUUACCAUAGUAGGACACAUACAGGGGAGAAGCCAUAUAAAUGCAUGGAGUGUGGUAAGGCUUUUAUUACAAAUAGUUCUCUUAACGUCCACAAAAAAACCCACACAGGGGAGAAGCCUUAUAAAUGCAUGGAAUGUGGAAAGAGUUUUUCUAGAAACAAUAUUCUUAACUCCCAUAAAAGGACGCACACAGGGGAGAAGCCGUAUAAAUGCAUAGAAUGUGGAAAGGGUUUCUCUACGAAUAGUUAUCUUAACAUCCAUAAAAUGACCCAUACAGGGGAGAAGCCACAUAACUGCAGGAAGUGUGGGAAGAGCUUUAUUCAGAACAGCGAACUUAUUUACCAUAGUAGGACACAUACCGGGGAGAAGCCAUAUAAAUGCAUAGAGUGUGGAAAAUGCUUUUCUUUCUCUGGUAGUCUUACUCGCCAUAAAAAGACUCACACAGGGGAGAAGCCUUAUAAAUGCAUUGAAUGUGGAAAGUGUUUUUCUAGGAAGAAUUAUGUUAACACCCAUAAAAGGAUCCACACGGGGGAGAAGCCGUAUAAAUGUAUGGUGUGUGGAAAAGGUUUUAUUACAAAUAGUUAUCUUAACUUUCAUAAAAGGACCGCACAGUGUAAAAGCUCUAUAAAUCUGUGAAAUAUGGAAACAUCUUCAAGAGGACCAAUGGGCAAAUGUUCCAUAUAUAGAUACAUUUGGGUGAGAAACUGUUACGUUUAGUUUUUGAAAUAUAUGCAUUUCCUAAUUGCAUCUGAAUUUUUUGACUCUGACUUUCACAAUUGGAAGCCCCAGAGAUGAAUUUACUAAUGGAAACCAAAUGCUACGCAUGUGGUGUUUUAAAGAUGAACAGUGGAUUAUUUUAGCUACUGUCAUUUGAAGGCCAUCAAUGCCAUUUCAUUUAAAAAAAAGAGAACACCUUUUUUGUUCAUGUUUUUCCCAUUUCCAAUUGGAUCAUAAUAAAGAAAGCCCAAAUCCCCAAUGAAACUUUAUAAAAGUUUAAUUUUUGAGAGCAAGAAUCGGGUUGAGCUAGCAAAAUGUCAUUCCAGGCAUACUAUGGGAAAGGCAUAAAUCACGAAAGAUGUCAGAUGCCUAUCUUUGCUUUCUUUGAAGCUCCUAGCAACUGCCAUAACUAGGAAGAAGGGGACACUUGGCAGGGGAAGAGCAUUGGAAGCGGAUUGUUGUGAGAAUUUGGGAGUAUGGAUAUGAACAGGAGCCAGUGGUGCCAAACUGAGCCAUCUUCCUGCCCUCAAGGACACCAGCCCUGGGAAAGGAAUUAUAUCUGCUGGUGAGGCAUCAGGUUGCUAAAACAUUGGACCAGGAUUGGAUUGGACUGAUCUAACCAAGGGAAGGGGUUUGGACAUUGGAGAUUGCUUUCAAUAUAUAGUUUUUGCGCAGUUUUCUUCAGAGCUUGCCUUGCUUAUGCUGCACUUGGUAUCUUUAGUAAAAGUACCUUUUCUCUAACA